Messenger RNA from Penicillium macrosclerotiorum, 699 nucleotides. RefSeq lists its product as uncharacterized. The transcript has 2 exons. Lineage: Eukaryota; Fungi; Ascomycota; Eurotiomycetes; Eurotiales; Aspergillaceae. Bases 1 to 699 code for a protein of 232 amino acids. The record is from RefSeq and is a predicted model, not a curated record.
AUGGCUUCCUCCAAUGUCAAUCCAAGCCGCAGUAACCGCCGGUCCUCCCAGGAUCAACAGCCCAUGGGGACCUAUUAUUAUUCGGCGGUACCUGGACCGGGGCUGUCACCCCCUCUGGUUAGCUAUUCGGCUCAAGAUACCUGUGUGAUCCAUGGGCAGAGCCCCUACUACCAGAAUCUCUACCACCAGUCGCCCCCGGUCAUCUAUUCCCAGGCGCCACCAGGGCCGUCCCCGGCACCAACCAGUCCAUGGGACGAUCUCAGCACCACCGAUUUCUCCCCAGUUACUAGCCCGGGGUUGCCAUUCUCAAACCAGGCCUAUAAUACCACAAACUUUGCAGCAACGGUCCAUGACCCUGGAUCAGCGGACAACCCCGCGAUCUACCAGCAUCCGAUGCUAGUCCCAGCGCCGCGCGAGUCCUCUCGCACAAGCCCUGAAGUCCGUCGAUCGUCAACCCAUACGGUAUCCAACCCUCAUGAAGGCCCAAGCUUAGAGUCAACCCAGAACUGCCCGUUCUUUUGCAAGUGGGAAGGUUGCCGGUACGAUGGUGGCUUUAGCCGCAAGUCGAGCCUUUGGAGGCACAUCCAAGAUGUGCAUAUUCCCCAUGACCAGAAAUGCAAGAAUUGCGAUCGAGUCUUUGGGCGAAGCGAUAAGCGCACGACCCAUAUGAGCAAGGCUCACAAAGACUCUGGCAAAUAG